Messenger RNA from Fraxinus pennsylvanica, 1275 nucleotides. Lineage: Eukaryota; Viridiplantae; Streptophyta; Magnoliopsida; Lamiales; Oleaceae. The record is from the annotation of a GenBank genome assembly.
AUGGAGGACUCAAAAUCAAAGCCAUGGAUUCCUUUCACAGCAAGUUGUUGUUCUGUGGAAGAUCAUUCAAUCUGUAGAAACUUUAGCAGGUGCAGACCAUCUAGGUCUGAUUUUUCCAAGGAUGUUGCACCAUUACCUUCAUUUCGAAGGUUGUCAUUUUCUGACCUCAGUACUAGGUCUAAUUCUACAAGGAUUAAUGAAGAUCUUCAACAGUCUUUUGGACAGGAUUUGUAUGAUUUCCAACUUAGCGAAUUACGCGGUGUAACACAGAAUUUUUCGAGCAAUUUCUUGUUAGGCGAAGGUGGUUUUGGGACUGUGCAUAAAGGCUAUGUUGAUGACAGUUUAAGGCCAGGGUUAAAGGCUCAAGCAGUUGCUGUAAAGCUUCUUGAUAUUGAAGGGCUUCAAGGGCACAGAGAAUGGCUUGCCGAAGUGAUAUUUCUUGGGCAGCUAAGGCACCCAAAUUUGGUCAAGUUGAUCGGUUAUUGUUGCGAGGAUGAAGAACGGCUUCUUGUAUAUGAAUUCAUGUCUCGAGGGAGCCUCGAAAAUCAUUUGUUCAAGAGGUUAUCAAUCUCAUUGCCAUGGUGUACAAGACUGAAGAUUGCUAUUGGUGCAGCAAAAGGGCUUGCUUUUUUGCAUGGAGCGGAGAAACCUGUUAUAUAUCGCGAUUUCAAAACUUCUAAUAUAUUACUAGAUUCUGAAUUCAAUGCUAAAUUAUCAGAUUUUGGACUUGCAAAAAUGGGGCCUGAAGGAUCAAACACACAUGUGACUACUCGAGUGAUGGGAACUUAUGGAUACGCAGCUCCUGAGUAUGUAAAUACUGGUCAUCUUACCACGAAAAGUGACAUUUAUAGUUUUGGAGUCGUCCUCCAUGAACUAUUGACAGGGAGGCGAGCAAUGGAUAAAACAAGGCCCAAGAGCGAGCAAAACCUGGUGGAUUGGGCCAAACCCUACUUGACCAGCACCCGAAGGUUGCGGUGCAUAGUCGACCCGAGACUAGCCGGCCAGUAUUCUGUAAAGGGUGCAAAGGAAAUGGCCGUUUUGGCAUUACAGUGUGUGAGUCUGCAACCAAGGGACAGACCCAAAAUGCCAGCAAUUAUUGAGACUCUUGAAAGCCUGCAGCAUUUGAGGGAUAUGGCUGUAACUUCGGGACAUUGGCCCGUAUCACCUAAAUCGGGCCGAAAUAAUGCCGCCCAUUAUGCCAAAGGGAGAAAGGAGAGUGGAUUUGGGUGUAAGAAUUCUGUUGCUGCUGCUAGUCCUAGGAUUAAGAGCAAAUAA